Penicillium verhagenii is the source of this 576-nucleotide messenger RNA. RefSeq names its product signal peptidase complex catalytic subunit SEC11 (gene sec11). Gene Ontology annotation, molecular function: serine-type endopeptidase activity. The transcript is spliced from 8 exons. The record is from RefSeq and is a predicted model, not a curated record. Gene Ontology annotation, cellular component: signal peptidase complex; membrane. The coding region runs from base 1 to 576 and encodes 191 amino acids. NCBI's taxonomy places the organism in Eukaryota, Fungi, Ascomycota, Eurotiomycetes, Eurotiales, Aspergillaceae.
AUGCUAUCUUCACUUUUUUCUGGCGCCACUAACGUGCGCCAGACGAUGGCGUCGGUGCUCAACUUUGCCCUCGUCUUGUCCACGGCUUUCAUGUUAUGGAAGGGACUGUCGGUGUUGAGUGCCUCAUCUAGCCCGAUCGUUGUGGUUCUGAGUGGUAGUAUGGAACCUGCCUUCCAGCGCGGUGAUCUGCUGUUCUUGUGGAACAGAAGUCCCCGGGCGGAGGUUGGAGAAGUUGUUGUAUACAACGUGAGAGGAAAGGAUAUUCCUAUCGUCCACCGUGUCGUCCGAACAUUCCCGGAAUUGGAUUCCACAACGAACAAAGUGAAGGAGAUCACAGUUGACUCCGCACCGGGUAGUCAUAUGCUCCUGACCAAGGGUGAUAACAAUUUGGCCGAUGACACCGAGCUGUACGCCAAGGGCCAAGAUCACCUAGAUCGCGACGAGGACAUCGUCGGAAGUGUGAGAGGGUACAUCCCCAUGGUUGGAUAUGUGACAAUUAUGCUAUCGGAACACCCUUGGAUGAAGACCGUUCUAUUGGGUUUAAUGGGAUUGAUGGUAAUGUUGCAGCGAGAAUAA